AUGCGGACAGUGGUGCUCCUCCUCAUGAUGGGAAUAGUGGAUCAAAGCAUCAGCCAGCAUUACAGCCAGUUCCAGUGGCUGUCCCAUCUGCGAGGGCGGAGGCAGCACGCUGGCUUGCAGGCCAAUGAUGUGGACUGCCCACUGGAAUGCGACUGCCUCUCAACCUUCCCCACAGCUAUGUACUGUCACAGCCGCAACCUUCAGCAUGUUCCCUACGUCCCCUCACAUAUUAAGUAUGUCUACCUGCAGCGUAACCAGAUCACAGGCAUCCAGGAUGGGGUGUUUGACAAUGCUACCAACUUGGUCUGGGUUGUGCUCUGUCACAACCAGCUCAACUCAGACAAGAUCGGGAAAAACGUCUUCAGCAAACUCAAACACCUGGACCGGCUUCUCUUGGAUCACAAUGAGCUUAUACGUUUGCCUCCCAAUUUGCCCAAGUCCAUCACGGACCUUCGAUUUGGUCACAACAAGAUCUCAAAAAUCCCCUCCAACUCAUUCGAGGGGAUGGCCAACCUCACCACCCUUCAGCUCCAAGCAAAUGUCAUAGAGGACGUUGGAGUUGUGUUCAAGGGACUGAAGUCUCUGACCAUGUUGGAUAUGAGGAAAAACAGGCUGAGGAAAAUCCCUGACAACCUACCCAAGAGGCUCCAGCAGCUCUAUUUGGACUCCAAUGAAAUAGAGAGCGUGCAGGCAGGCUUUCUCACCAUGAAUCCGGAACUGCAGUUUGUCCGGCUGGCUGAUAACAAGCUGACAGAUAAAGGACUUCCAUCCAAUGUCUUCAAUAUCAGCACGCUGGUUGAGCUUGACCUUUCUUUCAAUAAACUGGAAAAGAUCCCUGUUGUCAGUAGGAACCUGGAGAACCUCUAUUUACAAGCCAAUAAGAUCAAAGAGUUCUCCCUGAGCAGUUUCUGCCGGACCAUCGACAUGACAAGUUUCUCCAGGCUGAGAAUGCUGCGUUUGGAUGCCAAUGAGAUCAGUGCCAGAGGCAUUCCUGCCGAGGCUGCCUACUGUUUGCGACAUGUUGCCUUUAUUCAUGUGUAGCUCUUCCUGCUCUUUCUAUCUCUCUGAUUUCUCUUAACUCAUCCAAAGUUUUUUUCUCCAUCUGUAAAACCCCCAACCUCUUUCACCUGUCACUAUAUUUAGCCUAUAUUGUUCACAGUACACUCCAUGGAAACAUAUUUGACUAUAUAUGAUCAAACAAUUCCAGUAUUAGUCAACGGGAAAUACCAGAGCUGUAUAAUCACCUAUCCAGAUGACAGACAUAUGAAUGACACAGACCAAAGAAAAAAAGGCCAGAUGACUGACAUCCUUUUCCCAAACUAUUAGAUUAUCAGGUUAAAUAAACUUCUCAUCAUAAAUACGAUCUCGCUGAUGACAACAAAUUCUGCCUGAUUCGUGUCUGGCAAAGUAUAACCUGCAUAAAACUUCCUAUCAUCAGCUCAAUUUGGAUCUUUGCCUCCACCAAGUGGCACAAGGUCAUAAAACAGCAGGUUAGGCAGCCAUGACUGUCAUUAUUAUUAUUAUUCUAAUUUUUUUUUUGGCAAGGUCACUUUGACAUAUUAAAGUGACCUUGCCUAUUAUAGUGACAGUGCUGUUGUGACUGUCUAUAUAAUGCUUUUACUUUAAAGCAUUAUGUUCAUUAUAUUCCAUUAACGUUCAACUUUUAAAUUUGUGUAUCAAGUG
This is a messenger RNA of Cottoperca gobio, 1683 nucleotides long. It is a transcript of the gene fmodb, whose product is annotated as fibromodulin b. Lineage: Eukaryota; Metazoa; Chordata; Actinopteri; Perciformes; Bovichtidae. The record is from RefSeq and is a predicted model, not a curated record. The coding region runs from base 1 to 1041 and encodes 346 amino acids. Gene Ontology annotation, molecular function: protein binding. The transcript has 2 exons.